AGCUAUUAUUUUUGGAUUUGUUGAAGCGGAUCUAAACGCCUGCUUUGUAAUAAACCGAAUUCUUAUCAUAUGUAGAUUUUAUAUUCAUAAAUGUAAAUUUUCGAAUUGUAAACCUAUUUUUUUUUUUUGUAUUCUAAAAGAGAUAAAACAUUAUUUGGUUACAAUUUCAUCUUCGCUUAACAAAAAAAGCACUCAGAACAUGUACAAUUUGCACAGCCUACAGACUUUUUUCUUUACUAAAAUUUUCUUUUUAAUUGGAUAAUGCCCUUUUUCUUUAUCUUUUAUUUAUUUAUUUACAUUCUUACUGUCUAGUUUACUUCUGUUUUCAGCUAUGAUGUUGUUUAAGUGUUUUCUGUAACUGUUACGUAUAUUGCUGUUAUUCUUAAUACUUAUUAUGUUCUAUUUUGGUUGUACCGUACUGUAAACAGAAUGUUCAAAUAAAGCAAUAAAAAAAGAGACUUGCUUCGGUUCCUCUCUCCUCACAUCUCAUCACAUCUCCUAACAUCUCCUCAAAUCUCAUCACAUCUCCUCACGUCUCAUCCUCACGUCUCAUCCUCACAUCUCACCUUCACAUCUCCUCCUCACAUCUCAUCCUCACAUCUCCUAACGUCUCCUCACGUCUCAUCCUCACAUCUCCUCACGUCUCAUCCUCACAUCUCCUAAUGUCUCCUCACGUCUCAUCCUCACAUCUCCUCACAUCUCCUCACGUCUCAUCCUCACAUCUCACCUUCACAUCUCCUCCUCACAUCUCAUCCUCACAUCUCCUAACGUCUCCUCACGUCUCAUCCUCACAUCUCCUCACGUCUCAUCCUCACAUCUCAUCCUCAUAUCUCCUCCUCACAUCUCAUCAGACGCAAGGAAAGGAAGCGAGGACAUACACAAAUAAGAAAUGAGAAGCACAGUCUUUUUUGAUUUUAUUCUGAGCUUUUAUUUGAACCUUUAUUUUGAAAUGAAAAUGAUGGCGGUCUUAUCCUACCCGGAAUUUAUUAUUAUUAUUUUUUUUAAAGAACAUGAGCUGGAAUUGGCUAGUCUCCGUUCUCUGUAAUCUGAUUGGUUAAGCCUUCACACACACAACCAAAAGUAGCUCCCGCGUUUUUGCGCAUGUUUUGUUGUAGUCCGGUUGUGUUACGGUGGCUGGCAGGAGGAUGAAAUCCGCGAAUGUAUCGAGUAGUCCUGGAGAAAAGCCGAGAAGGCCUCCGGUAAAAGUUCUGUCCAGCCAGCUGAGAGAGGGGUGCACCGUGGGGAGCGGAAAGCCGGAGCUGAGUAUCCGGAGACUGGGCGGCGGAGGCGGCGGCUCGUUAACGGUGUCGGUGGUGUGGAUGCAGGGCACAGUGCUGGAAGCGCACACUGACCGGAACUCUGUACUGCUUCUGGACGAAACGGGCAACUUUCACAUCACCGGUGUUAACAACAUCCCAAGAGGAAAACCCUGCCUCAGCCCUGGGAAAUACGUGAUGGUCAUGGGCGUGGUCCAGUCGCAGAGUCCGGAGCCAGUGCUUCGUGCAGUGAAGAUUGCAGAUCUUUCAGAUAACGCAGCCGUGCACAGGAAAAUGUGGAAAUACGAAGUUGAAGACCUCCAACAAACUUUGCCAUAAUGAACUGGAGUAUUUUACAGAACUUGUGGAACAACACAAUGAUAGAAACAUCAGUACCAAUGUGUUUUUUUGUUUAUUUGUUUAUUAAUCUUGUGUGUGACAUUAUUUAUUUUAUAUACUGACAAUAAAAGGUACAUAUAAAACUUUGAGACUGAGUAAAAAUACUGUGUAACAAUGUGCCAAAACGAUACUUUUUUUUUAUAAGAGGG
Molecule: messenger RNA, 1804 nt
Organism: Ictalurus furcatus (blue catfish)
Lineage: Eukaryota; Metazoa; Chordata; Actinopteri; Siluriformes; Ictaluridae
Gene: rmi2
Product: RecQ mediated genome instability 2
Exons: 2
Coding region: 1146-1595 (149 amino acids)
Biological process (GO): maintenance of rDNA; regulation of sister chromatid segregation; DNA repair
Cellular component (GO): nuclear speck; cytosol
Source: RefSeq, a predicted model, not a curated record